AUGAUGGAUCAAACCACAAUCGGUGACGGUGCCUACGGCUUUCCAAACGAACGUACGUUGUCUCUGGGCUCUCCUGAUACUGGGUCCCACGGGUUUGCUCGCCACGUCGAAAUGCAGGAUGAAUGGCCGUCCAGUCGAGAACUUACCCAAAGAUCCGGUCAGUACGACGCUCAGGGCUUCUUGAUCGAUUUUGAGCAUUCGACCGCAUACUUGCUGCCCAGGAAAGCGCCGUCGCCUCCUUCUCGUAACAGCCGAGUCUCCCCGUCGAGUCACACCCGCACCACACUUGUGGAUGAUUCCUCUGAAGCCUCUGAGGCCUUUGAGGCCUCUGAACCACUGAUCGCGAUACCCUAUGAGUCCACGUCUAGGGCCGAGUCCCACACGCCCGCAUGGCCUCAGAUCAGGUUCAGCAACAGCUACCGGAAAUGGUGGCUGGAGCAAUAUUCCCGGCCAAAGCCACCGGUGGAGCUUGCAACUAGGAGAUCAGCGCGUGCAAAUUGGCAAGGUUUCUGGCUCGCUCGAGGCACAUUGAGAAGAAGCGAUAAGGUGAUAGAGCAGCAUGGCCCUGGAUAUUGGCUGACAAGAGGGACAAUGAAGGCUCCCGAGCAGUUCAGUGGAGCAGAAAGUGCUGAAAGGCCCCAUCGCUUCUGGAAGCGUGUCUCCGACAAAAUACGAAUCGUCAGCAGCGAGGAGAAAUAG
This is a messenger RNA of Cladophialophora immunda, 699 nucleotides long. RefSeq lists its product as uncharacterized. The transcript has a single exon. NCBI's taxonomy places the organism in Eukaryota, Fungi, Ascomycota, Eurotiomycetes, Chaetothyriales, Herpotrichiellaceae. Bases 1 to 699 code for a protein of 232 amino acids. The record is from RefSeq and is a predicted model, not a curated record.